CUCGUGCGUCGUGGACACAAAAUUGAAAUCGCUCUGUUGCCGGAAACUUGCACGUGGCAACGCCUUAAAAUAACCAAAACGUAGCUCGGCAAUUUUAAAUAUAAAUGAAACCCCAAAUGAAAAAGGAAAUUAAACAAAUAGAAAUGUAGCAAACGAUUCAAUUUCAACAAAGGAUCUAACAAAAGCACCAAACAAAAGCAAAUAAAUGCUGAACCCGUGAAAAGUGAAAGCAAUUGAAAUUCGACCGAAAUAAAAAAUGAAAACUUGAAAUAAAAUGAUUUGUUGGUGCGCGAUAUAUGAAAUAUCAACAAUUUCGGCCAAACGGUUUCCCGAUACCAUAUACAAAAGAAGUGAGUGUGCGUGUGCAAUUGUGUGAGCACCUACAAAGCAAAUAAAAAAGGAAAUAACAGCGAUAAGGGACGAAAAGGAUACGCGAGCUUAAAAGAAAAGGAUUUUCGACAGUCCCAGCUGACCGGAGAGGAAACAGGAGCCCAGAGUCCCCGGAUUAUUUUCCAGCCAGCAGUCAGGACAAUAAAACUGCCAGUGGUCAUAAAAAAUAACAACAGCUGUAUACAUGAAUCCGUGUAUAUAGAUCGGUGACUUUUCCAAGCAAAAUGAUCGCCCGGAAACUGGCGGCUCGUCUCAUCAACGCAGUCCUGCAGCAUAGAUAGUCUAAAUGACCAGAAGGAGAGCACAACGAUCCAGAGCCACAUUCAAAUAGGUGAAGACAUAUUAAGAAUAGCUCACCAGGUCGAGGAACUCCGAAGCUCCGCUCUGCCACAAUGGGGGAAAGCCAGUUGCUCCUGUUGCUGCGGCUCCUCCUGCUACCCGUCGUCCUGCUCGGCUGGACGAGAUGUGCAGAGGCCUCCACCUCGGACAUUUACAAGAAUGCGCGACUGGGACAUCGCAUCGUUCAGACGCGCUAUGGCCGCCUGCAUGGACUCAUCCUGCCGCUGGACAGCUUCCGGUUCCUGCGAUCCGUGGAGGUCUUCCUUGGAGUGCCAUAUGCAACGCCACCCACCAAACAGAAUCGGUUCAGUCCCACGCGAGCUCCAGCGCCUUGGGAUGGAAUUCGCAUCUCGGAUAAGUACAGUCCCGUCUGUCCACAACGCCUGCCCAAUAUUCAAAACGAAACGGCGGCGCUGGAGAAGAUGCCCAAGGGUCGUCUGGAGUACUUAAAGAGACUGCUGCCCUUCCUGGAGAAUCAGUCCGAGGACUGCCUCUACUUGAAUGUCUUCUCCCCGGUCAAUGCCGGUGCGAAUGAGAAGAAAUUGCCAGUGAUUGUGUUCAUACACGGCGAAUCCUUCGAGUGGAGCAGCGGUAAUCCCUAUGAUGGCAGUGUCCUGGCCAGCUACGGAGAAGUUGUGGUUGUGACCCUCAACUAUCGGUUGGGGAUCUUAGGUUUCCUUAAUGCCAAUCCCAAUCCCCAUGCCCAUGCCAGGGUGGCCAACUAUGGCCUAAUGGAUCAGAUGGCUGCCCUCCAUUGGAUCCAACAGAAUAUCCAAAAGUUUGGAGGAGAUCCCAACUCAGUGACCUUGGCGGGUCAUGGUACAGGGGCGGCAUGCAUCAAUUAUCUGAUGACAUCGCCAACUAUGGUCCGUGGUCUCUUCCAUCGGGCCAUCCUAAUGUCGGGCUCUGCUUAUUCGUCCUGGGCUUUGGUUGAAGAUCCUGUACUAUUUGCCAUCAAACUGGCCAAGGAGGUGAAUUGUACGAUACCCGAGGACAUUAAUAGGCAUCACGAACAGAUUGUCGACUGUCUAAGGGAUGUGCCCCUGGAGGAUCUCUACAGUGCAGACAUUCAGGCGCCAAACUUUCUUACAUCCUUUGGUCCUUCGGUUGAUGGCGUUGUCAUACGACCCGGACAUUCCAAUCUCGAUAUCGAUGAUUUAAUGGCGCGCAACUCGAGGCGUUCGUCAGCGGAGUCUGACUUCCAGGCGAACGCCGGUGGUUCCGGCGGCGGUGGUGGAGGCGGCAAUGGUUUCGGCGGCGGAGCCUUCGGCGGUGGUGGAGGUGGUGGCGGUGGCUUCGGUACGGCAUUCGGCGGGGGAUACACUGGCGGAGGCGGUGCCGGAUCGGCCAGCAUGGGCGGUCACUAUGACGUCCUGUUUGGCGUCGUUACGGGCGAAUCGAUUUGGCGCUUCAGUGCCCACGACAUUCAAAAUGGUUUCGAGGGCGAGAGACGCGAUAAAAUUAUCCGCACUUAUGUCCGCAAUGCCUACAAUUAUCACCUCAAUGAGAUAUUCUAUACGAUCGUCAACGAAUACACGGAUUGGGAUCGCACCUCACAGCAUCCGAUCAACACCCGGGACACGGCAGUGGCCGCCCUAUCCGAUGCUCAGUUCGUGGCCCCCAUUGUGCGAGCCGGAGAUAUCCUGGCGGCCAACUCUCCGCCACCAGUAAGCUCCUCAGCGCCCUCAGGCUCAGGAGGUGGCAAUGCGGCAGCCUCCACAUCGGCAGGGUCCACACAGCCCGCGGGUCGUUGUUAUUUCUACGUUUUUGACUACCAGACCAAGGACGGUGACUAUCCCCAGCGGAUGGGCACGGUGCAUGGCGAGGACUUGCCCUACAUCUUUGGUGCCCCGCUGGUUGAUGGUUUUAGUCACUUCCCGCAAAACUACACCAAAUCGGAGACGGCUCUGUCCGAGGCGGUGAUGAUUUUCUGGACGAACUUUGCACGGACCGGCAAUCCAAACGAACAUCAUCGCCAGGACUCCUCGUUGCCCGUUUCAAAGGAGCGUAACCGCUUCCGCAGCAUCACCUGGGAAAAUUAUGAUCCGCUGCAUCAAAAGUAUUUGGAAAUAGGAAUGAAGCCGCGCAUUAAGAAUCACUUUCGGGCCCAUCAACUCUCGAUUUGGCUCCGUCUGAUACCAGAGCUCCAUCGCGCCGGCAUGGAGGAUGUGAUAGCCAGGCACAAUCUGUUCCGCAAUCACGAUGAUAUGGACCUGUACGAGGGACCCGUUAAGCCGGAUCCGUUCGGCAUAUCAACAUCCACAGGAACCGCCGGCUCCUCAUCCUCGUCCUCGUCCUCGUCGCGCCUCCUGCUCAUCGAUGAGCAAUUGAUGAUGAAGAAGGGACGCGGCCUGAAUGCCUCAGCCUAUUUGAACGGCAUAUUGGGCGUCACCACCGUUGAGCCGAACAACAUGUAUACGACCUGUAUACCCAUCGGUGGAAACUACUCGGGUGGCGGUGGUGGUGUCUUUGCACCCACCACCCUGGCGAAUGCCUCCUCGGACACUCUGGCCUCUGGUUUCGAGGCGGCCGGAUAUGCAGCCUAUUCCACGGCUCUGAGUGUGACAAUUGCCAUCGGUUGCAGUCUGCUCAUACUUAAUGUCCUCAUUUUUGCCGGCGUCUAUUACCAGCGGGAUAAGACGCGGUUGGAGGUGAAAACCCUACAGAAGCAGUAUCAGCAACGUAGCCUACACCAGCAGGUACCAUAUCCACCCGAACCCAUCAAGCAUGCCCACUACCACAUGGGUCACUCGCAGAGCUCCGCCAAUGUCAUUGUGGACGUGGAGAGUCAUCAGGAUCAGGCGGGUCAGGCGGCCAUGUUGUUGCAAGCAGCAGCAGCGGCGGCAGCAGCGGCAGCCAACGAUGUGAAGGCACCGCCACCGCAUAUAUGCUCCAAUACAGGCAUGCAACAGCAGGUGGGCGGCGGCAGCGGUGGUGCUUUGAACAAUGGCGGUAUUGAGGGUGGCAAGGUGACCACCGACACCAUGGGCAAUGUCACCUACAGCACCAGCUCCAAGCAGCAGCAGCAACAUCAACAGCAACAGCAGCAGCAGCAACAACGUGAGCAUAUGCAAAUCAAGGGAAUGACAGGCACGCAAACCUUUGGACGCACUGGCUCCGGUUCGGCAAGUGGAGUUGGCGGUGGCUCCUCUUCUGGCGGUGCCUCCGUUGUGGUCUCCGGCAGCAGUGUGAGUUACAAUCCUGGAAUGAUGACGCUGCCCAAGUCGGGGGGAUUGCAUCAUGCGGCCACUUUGAACUAUGCACGCAACACGGCCGCCUUGAAUUUAGCAGGCGGCGGCACUGCUCUGGUGGAUAGUCGCGGGAAUGUCCUGCUCACGAGCACCGCUGUGGGUCCUGGUGCUGGCGGCGGAUCCUCUGGAGGCAGUGGCAGUGGUGGUGGUGGUGGGGACUGCAUGACGCUGCCACGUAAUCUUAACCUGGCGGGCGCAGGACGACACAAUCCCACGACAGCAGAACUUCAGCAAUAUCAACAGCAGCAGUCGAGCAAACAUCAGGCCAACGGAGCUGUCCUCACUGGAAUGCAAUCGCACCACAUACGCGGACCACGACCUCCGCUUCGUACCGCCUCCUCCACAACCACCAACAGUAGCAGCACCAACUCGGCAAUGGGCGUGGCCGUGGGCGGUGGUGGUGGCAAUAUUCUACUCGAUCAAACGCCUUCCGGUGGCAGCAGCAGCAGCGGCGUGAGCAGUGCUCCAAGCUCCUCAAAGGGGCAUCACACCCACUCCCAUUCGCAUGCCGCCCACCUGGUGCAUACGCAUGGCGAGGGCAUGGUCCUGACCUCCGCCUCUCCCGUCAGUGUCCAGCAGCAUCAGCAGCAACAUGCACAGCAGCAGCAGCAACAGCAGCAGGUGCCGCAGGCAGCAAUGGACGAGAUGCGCGUCUGAUAGGUAUCGGUCUUUGAGUUGGACUUAUAGUCAUCAACGGGCUCCAUAGAAACACUGCGAGCGGAAACGCCCGAGGAGUUCUAUGCACCGAAACGGGCGGAUGAUGACGUCCAACUCAAUGGGACACCAACCGAUGUGAACGCAGC
Molecule: messenger RNA, 4783 nt
Organism: Drosophila serrata
Lineage: Eukaryota; Metazoa; Arthropoda; Insecta; Diptera; Drosophilidae
Gene: Nlg4
Product: Neuroligin 4
Source: RefSeq, a predicted model, not a curated record